Messenger RNA from Phycodurus eques (leafy seadragon), 4095 nucleotides. Its product is annotated as interferon alpha/beta receptor 1b-like. Bases 68 to 1906 code for a protein of 612 amino acids. The transcript is spliced from 12 exons. The record is from RefSeq and is a predicted model, not a curated record. Gene Ontology annotation, molecular function: protein binding; interferon receptor activity. Lineage: Eukaryota; Metazoa; Chordata; Actinopteri; Syngnathiformes; Syngnathidae.
GCAAGACUGAUAAUGAAAACAUGCGUCGCCAACAGGACUAAAGCUAACCGAUGACAGAGACUGAGACAUGUCGUCGCUUGCUUUAAAUGCUGCUACGGUAUUCUUAACAUUGACUGGAGCGACAGUGGUUGUUGCUGUGCUCAGCGCUCCCAGAAAUGUCCGUCUAACCUCCACGAACAUGAAUUUGGUACUGAGGUGGGAUUCACCUGAGGGGGACACCAACGACCUUCUCUACACCGCAGAAUGCAAGACCUCUGUCCGAAUGUGUCACGUGGGUUGUGUGAACAUCUCAACCCAUGAAUGUGACUUCAGCAGCCUCAGCACCUCCCUCAGUGUGUAUGGAAGUUAUAUAGCCAGAGUGCGGGCACAGCGAGGGGCAGAGAGCUCUUCUUGGGUGGAAAGUAAACCGAUCACCUUGGAGAGUGAUACUGUGAUUGGUUCACCCAACGUGUUGCUCUUUUCGAAUGGAGCUACAAUUGAAAUUGCGAUUAAAGAGCCGGCAUUUGCAAUCUCAGACUUCAGGAGCGUCUAUAGUACUGCCACCUACAACAUCACCUACUGGAAAGAUGGCCAGAAUAAAAAGGCAAGAAGCAUCAGCAGUGACAGAAGAAACCGAAUGUUUCUCAAUGACCUGGAACCCUGGAGCAAGUAUUGUGUCCAGGUACAAAUCAUUGCAGAAGGGAACACCAAGCCCAGCAAGCUGAGCAGUCCAGUUUGUGAGAGCACCACCAGUGUGAGAACAGAGCUGCCUCCACCACAGAAUGUAGCCUUGAUUACCUUGAACACCAAUUACACACUGAAGUGGGACUGGGACGAGACUACUUCAAAGAGUCGAGAUGUUUCUUUCUCUGCAGAAUAUAUGCCGAUAUACAAGCUAAAAUCCAAGAUAAUACACAACUGGUCUGUUGCCUGUGAUAACUCUCCUUCCAAGUCAUGUGACUUCACCGGGUGUAACCUACACUAUUUGGGCAGCUACAUGCUUCGUGUGCGCACCAACGAGAAUUCCAGUCACUCCGACUGGGUGGAAAAAGAAUUUUGUCCUGAUAAGCAUGCUGCAAUUGGUCCACCAUCCAAAGUGGAACUGGCUCCUGCUGAAAACAACCUUGAUGUUUAUAUUUCUCCUCCAUUGACCAGUUCAAACCUCUCCAUGAAGGCGAAACUUUCAAAAUUGUACUACUACAUUGUGUACUGGGAACAUGGUGUAGACAAGCAGGUCCUGCAACCCCAAAUUGUGAACAGCAAUUCUAACAUGGUGACUUUGCCAGACCUGAAACCUUGGACAUGGUACUGUGUUCGGGUCCAGUCACGUUCUGACAUUCCCAAUAAGAUCAGCAAAUUUGAUUUCCCCCAUUGCAUUCAGACUGAAGGAAUUAUCCCUUGGUGGCAAACUAGUCUGUACUUUCUCGGCUCUUUGAUGAUUGGUGGUUCGACUGUGCUGCUGCUCGUGUUUAUUCUCUUUAGUUGUUACAAGACCUUCAAUGCAACAUUCUAUCCCUUGAUCCAACUUCCACCAUUUUUCCAAAAGAGUCAUCUUGACGGCCUUGGAUCUGAUAUUCCAUGUCUCCUGUCCAUGGAAUCUGAAGCUGAAGGCUUUUGUGAUAAAGUCACAAUAUGUGCAAAGCCCAUGGAAUGUCACUCUCCUUCUUCAAAGGUUCCACCGAUGUCCCCUUUAUGUUUGGAAGCAGCGAGCAGUGGUCGGAACAGUCAUCAGGACAGAAGGCGAAUUAGAGAUUCUGGAGUUAACGCCACAGAAGGCAGGAAAUGCCAGCAACAGCAGCAGCAGCAGCUAAACAACAGUCAGUCCUCCUCCGAUGACUUCGAUCUGGUGAAAAUGCACAAUUUGACUCCAGGGCACAAUAGUCAGUUUGGGAUUACAGUUGAGGGUGUUAUAGACCUUUGUGUCUGAAGAUGUGCAAAGGAACCUCUGAGGUGGGGGAAAAAAAAAAAAGAAAUCGCAACAAUGGCGCAUUUUCUCACAAAAACGUUGUCGUACUCCAGCGCAUACAACUUAAGAGGGUCCCCUUUAUUAAGAUUCAGGUGUGUUUAGGAUUUUCGGAAAAAUUUAAAAUGUGUUUUUUUUUCUAGUUGUCCUUCUUCCAUCAAGGGCAGAGUAUUAAAUCAUAUCAAAAAAACUUUUUCAAGGUCAGAUUUAGAAAUAUUUUUCAAUUCAUCUGAUGGCUCUAGAACAGUGAUUUCCAACCUUUAUGGAGCCAAGGCACAUAUUUUACAAUUGAAAAAUGUCACAAAAAGUAGAUGCGCAGUCAUUACUGUAUGUACUUCCUGCCAUCUAAUAGAAGAGCAUAUCUUUGUUCUGUCUGUCACUAUGCCUCACUGGAAUAAAUAGAUGAAUAAAGAUACAUUAUUUGUUGGAAAUAAAUAAUUUUUUUGAGUAAAAUUUGAUAAUUUCCCACGGCACACCCGAAGAGCGCUCACGGCACACUAAUGUGCCCCCGGCACACUGGUUGGGAAUCACUGCUCUAGAACCCCGUUGCAAACCAUAACUGCCAUUUUGAGAUAAUUAUAUAGCAGUUAUACUGCAGUUUAAUCAAUUAAUGUACAGUAACUCAGAAUAUGUCGUCUAGAAUUUUCAAUCUAGCGUCCUCCCGUAUUCAGCUAUCGUCGGCUAUGGCACAACAUAAGGCAGUCCCUCCGUUUAUUCGGCAUUAGCGCACACACACUGACACAUCUUUGUUCGGUGUAUUGCCGCAUAUUUUGCUAUUUCACUGUUUAUACAUAUAUAUAUAUAUAUAUAUAUAUAUAUAUAUAUAUAUAUAUAUAUGUGUGUGUGUGUGUGUGUGUGUUUGUGUAUUCAGUCCUGCUCACCAUUGCUGGCACACAUGAAGUUUCAGUACUAAAUGAAAAAAAUUCUAUAGAAAACUUGUUUGAUACAAAAGAGCAAGUGAUGAUAAUUUAUGGACAGAUGAAACAAAAAUAGAGCUUUUCAGCAAAACACAGUGUCUUUACAGAUGGCACCAUUAAGCCUUUAAGGAAAAGAACACCCUGCAAACAAUCAAGCACGGUGGAGGAUACACAGGGCUGUGGGGCUGCUUUGCUACAUCUGGUACUGGAGCCCUUGACUGCGUCACAGGUAUCAUGAAAUCAGAAAAUUAUUAAAAGAUUUUAGAGCGAAAUGUCUUCGCCAGUGCAAGAAAACUUCAAAGAUCAUAGGUCCUCCAGCAAGACAAAGACCCAAAAUGCACACUGAAAGCUCAAAGGAAUGGUUUCAAAAGAAAAAUGGACUGUUUUAAAAUGGCACGCAAUGAGUCCUGAUCUCAAUCCAAUUGAAAGUCUUUGGGGGGAGCUGAAAUCUGCAAUUGGGGAACAGAACCAUGCAUAUGUUCAAGAGAAGAUUGCAAAGAAAGAGUGGGAGAAAAUACCAGCGGAGAAGUGCAGAGAAGAGCUUAUACCGGUAGAUGGAUGCAAGAAACGUUUGAAAGCUGUCAUCACUGCCAAAGGGUGUGCAACCGAAUAUUGAGGGGUGCCAAUAAUGGUGAGCGGGCCUGACACACCAGUCUGUAUUUGUAAUCCGCUCUGAGGGAUAUUGUGACAUCCUUUCUCCAGCUCCUCCGCCGCAUUGAUCCACAAGUGACCACCUAUUCAAUGUCACUUGUGCAGCUGUUAAAAGUAGGAAAGCUUCUGACCUCCUGAUUGGCUACAAUUCUACUUUUGAGUGGGUUCCUGUGUUGAGAAAUCCUCAUCCUCCUCGUAUUCCAAAACGUAGCUCCCCAUUCAGAGAGAGUGUAGCGUGAUAUUGAAUGACAAGCAUUACAUCAUUUCCGGUAGCCCUGAUUGGAUAGAGAGUAACUACACCCAAGAUGUACCGCAUCCACUCCUUGAAGUCUCGGCGCCCUUUGCACAAUGGUCAUUGCACCGGACUAUUGCAAUAUUAGUCAUUCGAACUGCUCUAAGUGCUGGAGGACUCUGCAUCGUUUUGCACAAUUGUUUUUUGUCAAUGUCUUUAUGUCUCCAAAGUGUUCUGUAAAUUGACUGUCUGUUGUACUAGAGCGGCUCCAACUACCGGAGACAAAUACCUUGUGUGUUUUGGACAGACUUGGCAAAUAAAGAUGAUUCUGAUGUCUCACAAUUGGGAACCUU